Molecule: messenger RNA, 2466 nt
Organism: Arabidopsis lyrata subsp. lyrata
Lineage: Eukaryota; Viridiplantae; Streptophyta; Magnoliopsida; Brassicales; Brassicaceae
Product: myb-like protein X
Exons: 5
Coding region: 564-2006 (480 amino acids)
Source: RefSeq, a predicted model, not a curated record
UUCUUCUUCGUUUGUAUAUCUUCUUCUUCUCUCUCUCAUCUAGAUUUCCAAUCUCUCUCUCUUUCUUGUAUAUGAUUUUCAAUAAAUAAAAAUAACGGAAGCUGCGUUUUAAAGAACACCGUCGAUUUCUAUUUUUCCAUUAGCUGAAAAUAAAAUAAAAAAACUCAGAUUUUUGUCUUUCCCCACAAAGGGUUUGAUUGGAUCGUGGCCCUGAUAAUUGCGGUCAAAAGAGUCUGUGGGAUUGAAAAUUGGAAUAAGUGUUGUAUCUGUUGAUUCAAUCGGAAAGAGGCCAACUUGUUGUCGGCUUCCGAUAAAAAGGUUAUCGACAAAUCUUGAGGUUCUCUGAGGUGCAAAAUUACUAAUUUUAUAGUGUAUUUAGGAUAUUUAAAGUGAAAGUUGGGAGAUGAUAAAGAAAGUUUGGAGCUUGUAAGUGAUUUUAUUGAUAUGGUGGACUGGAUCAUAGAUUCUGAUCUGGUCAGGAGCUGGGAUAAAGGAGCGAGAAAGUAACUUGAGUGGUUUAAAAGUAUACCACUUUAACGUGUUUUGACGGAUAAGUAGUGGUCAUGUCUCGUUGCUUCCCAUUUCCACCUCCAGGAUAUGACAAGAAGAUUAGAACCGAGGCAUCAGACUCUUUACUAAAGGAAAAGCACAAGGAGAAGAAGCACAAGAAGGAUAAAGAAAAGAAAGAAGGAAAGGAGAAAAAGGAUAAAGAAAAAAGCAAAGAUAAACAUAAGGAACGGAAGGAGAAAAAAGAGAAACAUAAAGAUAGGAAAGACAAAGAUCGAGAUAAAGAAAAGAGUAGAACUUCGGAGGACAAAAAAACUGCUGUUGCUUUGCCGAACACUGGGGACAGAGAAAAACUUGUAACAAAUACCUUGCAGAAUAAUGGGAACGGAGAGUCUAAGUUUAUACAGGACCUGGCAAGAAGGAUCAGAAAUGAAGAAGCUACAGAAAGUCAAAGUACACGAAAGAUUGAUUUUCCUUGUGGAGUUACAGAGACUAACAAUUCCUGCCCAGUUCCUCAAACCAAUCAUACGAAAGUUGACAAAAAGAGAAACAGUACCCAUAAAAACUCUGCUAUUUCAAAAGGGUCUGAAAGUGCGGUUCUCCGAGUAUCAUCUUGCAUGGAUCAGAAAGGAGCUGAGGUUAAAUUUAAACCAGUGGAGAAAAAUGAUCAGGCAAAGAAAAGGGAACCACAAGAAAAGAAUCACCGCAGGGAAAGUGUGACAAAGAGUGAUAAGCCAUUGGAUAAUGAAGGGAUAAGGAAAAGUGAACCAAAAAACAUAACAAAUGUAAGUGGUAAAGAGAAGAAAGAGGAGAAAACUGAGAUGAUAAAGAAAAAUGUUCAGGAGAAACCAAAGUUUGUAGAGGGAGAACCCAGAUUAAAAGAGAGAGAACAAGACGUUGUGGGUACUAGGGAUUUUAGAGAGCAGGAGUUUUCAAGGGCGGGCAUCAAGAACCUUACUGCUGAGGGAAUUCUUGGCAAACGAAAGGAUCUUGAGACAAAUGGAUUCUUGUAUGAGAAUGGAUCUAGGAAAAACAAGAUACAUAAGCCAGUUGUUUCUCCUAUAUCAUCCGUGGAGAACGGAAGAAAUUUUGGAGCAUGCCAAACACAUCCAAAGCUUGCUUCUGAGUUGCACGAAACAGUGUCUAAUCCAGAGGUGAAAGAGCACAAGAUUAAUGGAUUCAUUUAUUCUCAAGAACCCAAAAGCCAUCCACCGGUUUCUGCAGUGAAAGUAAAAAAAAACGAUGAAGCAUCUGCAAAGAAGCGGCCUCAUUCAGACUUAAAGUAUUUGGAUCAGAUUUUGAACGUACCAAAAAGGGAGGAAUUGCAUGAGGUUGAUGAUGCUGAACAAGAAUGGCUAUUUGGUCAGUCAGGUAAAUUCUUAAAAAAGCAAAGAGCAGAUUCUGAUACUUCACUGGUUGAGAAUCCGCAAGUUUGGAACCAGGCUCUUGGAAUAGAAUCUGCUGAUAUUGUAGCUCUUCCCUAUGUUGUUCCAUUCUAGAUUUGACUAGUGGUGUUCAUUGAUUUCAACACGAGAAAGGUCCACCCUCAGAUCACAUUGUUGUGACUCUUUGCUCGGUUAAGCAUCCCAAUGAUGGUUGAUGCACAAUUGGAAUGGGAGAUGUUGCGGUAUGACUGGUUGGCUUCAUGAGAUGAGAAAGGCUUCCUUAGUAGAACAAUUCAAGUUAGUAAGGGCUGUGUAGGUUUUAGAGUAAAAUCUUUUCGAGAGUGUGAUUGUUGGAAAUGAGAUCUGCGGUAAGCAUCUGAUAGACUUUUGGUUCAGUUUUGAUUCGGCUGUGUCAUCAUCAGAAGAUGGAUUUAGCAUUAAGUUGUAUAUUAGAGAGGAUAUAGAGAAUAGGGGAGAGAUCUUAUAAAUUACCCACUAAUACAUUACAAUUGUAUCUACUUUGUUUCCCUUCUGGGUCGCAAGUAUUCUUGGAAUCCAUACAAAUCUUGAUCUU